Messenger RNA from Dermatophagoides pteronyssinus (European house dust mite), 2354 nucleotides. RefSeq names its product coronin-2B-like. The record is from RefSeq and is a predicted model, not a curated record. Gene Ontology annotation, molecular function: actin filament binding. NCBI's taxonomy places the organism in Eukaryota, Metazoa, Arthropoda, Arachnida, Sarcoptiformes, Pyroglyphidae.
UCUGAAAAAAAAAUAAAUAUAUUCUGCUCUGAUUCUUCAAUGAUUUUUGUUGUUGUUGUUUCUCUUUUCAUUUGAAUAGAUCGUUAUAAACGGCUUAAAGUCAGCAAAUUGAAAUUCAUCUUCUUCUCUAUCUGACAACAAUUCAAGAAUCACCAUGUUCGACACUAUCGAUGAUAUUGAUAUCAACGAAAAGGCUCUGUUCAAAGGUGUUCGUGUAUCAAAAUAUCGUCAUGUUUAUGGUGUGGUUGCACGUAAAGAUCAAUGUUAUGAUAAUAUACCGAUAACAAAAAAUGCACACGAUAGUACAUUUUGUGCAGCAAAUCCAAAGUUUUUGGCAAUCGUGACUGAAAGUUGUGGCGGUGGCAGCUUUAUCAUCAUACCUAUCGACAAAGCUGGACGUAUUGAUUCACAUGCAGGUCGUGUGACUGGACAUCGUGGUCAGAUCUAUGAUAUCAAAUGGAAUCCAUUCAAUGAUAAUGUCAUUGCUUCUUGUUCAGAUGAUACAACGAUCAAGCUUUGGUAUAUACCAGAUGAAGGUCUACUUAGUCGUAAUAUGCAACAACCUAUCAUCGAAUUACGAGGCCAUAAACGUCGAGUAAAUUUUAUUGAAUGGCAUCCGACGGCUGAUAAUAUAAUUGUAUCGGCAGGUUCUGAUCAUUUAAUGAUUGUUUGGAAUACAUUGACUGCCGAUGCUUGUCGAGUAAUUACCUGUCAUACUGAAACCAUUCAUUCAAUGUCAUUUAAUCGUGAUGGAAGUCUAAUAGCAACUACAAGCAAAGAUAAAAAAUUGCGAAUCAUCGAUCCAAGAUCGGCUCAAGUUGUUAAUGAAGGUCUUUGUCAUCACGGAACCAAAGCAUCGAAAGUCGUAUAUCUGGGUGAUUCUCAGCGAUUAUUCACUGUCGGUUUUUCUCGCUACAGUGAUCGUCAAUGGGCUGUUUGGUCGGAACGUGACCUAAGCUCACCGCUCACAAUUGAAAAUAUUGAUUCAUCUUCUGGAGUUUUGUUCCCCUAUUAUGAUCAUGAUACUCGUAUGGUUUAUGUUGCCGGUAAAGGUGAUGGCAAUAUUCGAUAUUAUGAAACUACCGAUGAACAUCCUUAUUGUCAUUAUCUAUCACAAUUUCUAUCCGGAUUUCCACAACGUAGUCUUGGAAUGAUGCCUAAACGUGGAUGUGAUGUUUACAAAUGUGAAGUUGUGCGUUUCUACAAACUACAUGCAACUAAACCUAUUUGUGAGCCCAUCUCAAUGAUAGUACCACGAAAAUCCGAACAAUUCCAAUCAGAUGUUUUUCCAGAUACUGCUGCUCCUACACCAGCAUUAACGGCUGAUCAAUGGCUUAGUGGUCAAAAUCGCAAUCCCGUUCUGUUUAAUCUAAAGACAGGCGCAGGUGCAAAAACUAACAAACCGAUUUUUAUUCAACAACCAUUUAAUCCGGUUAUCAAAACGGCCAUUGGUGAGCGUAAAUUAGAAUUCAUAUCGAAAUCGAAUGCAGUUGAUUAUCGGGAAAAAGAUUAUAUUGAUGAUGAAAAACCUCAACAACGACAGGCUUUGAUGAAUGGCCAUAAACACGAACUACGAGAAAAUGGACAUUGUAUGGGCAAUCAGCAACAAACAGUGAAUGGUUCAACACCGCAAAAAAGUCAUUCUAAUGGUCAUUUCGAAACUAAUAAAAAUCAUUUCAGUCAAUCAAAACCAAUGAAAUCUGAGUCAGCAUUGGCACAAAAUUUUCGUGAAUCAAUCACGAAAUCUACAUCAAAUGUUCCGUUACGAUCUCGAUUGCCAUGGAUCAAAGAUGAUCUUAAUCGCGAUGUUGAACAAUUAUCGAAACCAAUGUGUGAUAUAGUCAGUUUAAAUCAAGUCAAACAUCACCUGCCAUCUGCUACACCAAAUAUGAUCACGCUCAAAUACGAUGAUGAUGAUGACGAUGACGAUGAUGAUUAUGAUCAAGAUGAUGAUGAUUCGAAUGAUUCGGCAGCAGCCGAUGCAAACACAACCGAUGAUAGCAUUGCUGAAGAAUUGGCCUUUUCCACAGGCAUAAAUCAUACGAAUAAUAGUAAUGAAAGCUUUAACACCACCACUUCUACCACCACUGAAGGUGGUGAUUGUGGACACCUCGAAAAUGGUAAUAAUGCCUCCUCUGAUUGUAUGAACAUCAACGAUCAAGAUCUCAAUGAAGAACUGAAUCCAAAUCCGAAAAAUGAACGCGAGCUUUGGCGAGCGUUUCAAGAACAGCGUGCAAUUAUACAUAAAUUACAAUUGCAAUUGAAUGAAAAAAACAAACAAAUCGAAGAACUGAAACAUUUAUUAGAAAACAUUAACAUUCGAACAGACUAAUUGAUGACUGAAGAUAUCAAUU